UUAGUCAUGGUCGUGCACAUUAACUUCUUUUUUAAUUCUGCCAAAUUCGACCAAUCUUACAAUUAGGACCGCGUCGCAUCUUUAUUUAUUUGGUUUCACAUCAUCAAAUGUCAACGACUUAGCCUUUUAUUUCUCCAAAGUCUUAAACAUUAGAGAAACAUUAUGAUCCCAUCCAAUUUUAUUAAGCUUAUUUUCUUUCUUUUGUAACAAUUUUCUGAAAACAUUUGAUCGAAACGAUGGAAAAAGGUUUUUCAUUGGUGCCUAAAGAAGAAGAAGAAGAAAAUUUCAGAAAUGAGAAAUCUGCAGAUCAAACGAGUUAUUUAUCAACAGAGAUGACGAAGAAAGUUAGCUCCAUGGCUGCUCCAAUGGUGGCUGUGGCUGUUUCUCAAUACCUCCUUCAAGUUAUCUCCAUAGUAAUGGCCGGUCACUUGGACGAGAUCUCUCUCUCUGGCGUCGCCAUUGCCACUUCUCUUACCAAUGUCACUGGCUUCAGCCUCCUCUUUGGGUUGGCAGGUGCGUUAGAGACAUUGUGUGGUCAAGCUUUUGGAGCUGAGCAAUUUAGGAAAAUCAGUUCAUAUACAUACGGCUCAAUGCUAUGUCUUGUCUUGUUCUGUCUCCCAAUCUCUCUUCUUUGGGUUUUCAUGGACAAACUCUUGGAACUUUUCCACCAAGAUCCACUCAUCUCUCAGUUAGCUUGUAGAUACUCGAUAUGGCUCAUCCCGGCUUUAUUCGGAUACUCAAUUCUUCAAUCUUUGACUCGUUAUUUCCAGUCACAAGGACUGGUUCUUCCUCUCUUCUUGAGCUCUCUUGGAGCUCUCUGUUUUCACAUUCCCUUUUGCUGGCUUCUUGUCUAUAAACUGAGAUUUGGAAUCGUUGGCGCUGCUCUGUCCAUUGGUCUUUCCUAUUGGUUGAACGUAGGUUUGCUUUGGGUUUUCAUGCGAGACUCUUCUCUGCAUCGCGAAACCAAAAAUCUAAGAGCUCAAGAAAUCUUCUUGUGCAUGAAGCAGUUCAUUGCCCUAGCGAUUCCCUCUGCCAUGAUGACUUGCUUGGAAUGGUGGUCUUUUGACCUUCUUGUACUAAUGUCUGGACUCUUACCGAACUCAAAGCUCGAAACAUCCGUGCUAUCCAUUUGCCUAACAAUGUCGUCUCUGCAUUACGUUCUGGUGAAUGCUAUAGGAGCAUCUGCAAGCACGCAUGUCUCAAACGAGCUAGGAGCUGGAAAUCCAAAGGCAGCUCGAGCCGCGGCUACAUCUGCGGUUUUCCUCGGUGUUAUCGAUGCAACCAUAGUAAGUAUCACCCUCUACACCUACCGAGGAAAUUGGGCUUAUAUAUUCAGCAACGAAAGUGAAGUGGCUCAUUAUGCAACUCAAAUCACACCCAUUUUAUGCCUAUCCAUUGGUGUGGACAGCUUUCUAGCCGUGCUCUCAGGGGUUGCUAGAGGAACAGGAUGGCAACAUAUAGGAGCUUAUGCAAAUAUAGGUUCGUAUUAUCUGGCCGGGAUCCCGUUGGGUUCGUUCUUGUGUUUCGUUGUGAAAUUGAGAGGGAAGGGACUCUGGAUUGGUAUUUUAAUAGGCUCUACUCUACAAACAAUAGUCCUUGCGGUUGUCACUUUCUUCACAAGUUGGGAACAAGAGGCAGCGAAGGCAAGAGACAGAGUAAUCGAGGUGAGACCACAAGACAACCAAAAAUUGCAAAGCAUUUUACAAGAGGAUGUACAAGUUUUGCUAAAGGAUGUUUCAGAAAAUGUGUAAAAUCACUCAACAUAAUGAUAACUACGUGGUCGUAAAUAUAAUUAAUAUAUUGUUCGCAUAUCUUCUAUUGAUAGGAAAUAAGAAUUUGUUUAUUAUCACAAAAGUUGUUGACAAAAAAAAGGGUUUAUUAAUCAAUCUAUACAAAAAAAGGUUUAUUAAUAGGAUCCUAUCUAAUUUUAACCCAUGUUAUACGUUUUUAUUUACUACCUAUGCCACUGAUUUUGGAAAGAUUUCAACAGCUUCAUUAAGGUCAUUCCCGUAAUUUAAAACUUAACGAUUUCUCCCUCUUCUAUUGGCUCUUACUUAAUGAUGUUCUGUAAUAAUAAAGAUGUAGGUCCAAACGUUGUCGAACAAUAUGUCUUGGAAUGUUACUAAUCGUCUCGUUCUGAACCGCAGUUAACAAUAACAAAAAUCUUUACAUAUACCAUAUAUCCAUAUGUUUUUAUGACUGUUAAAACCACACCGCAGUUAAACCGCUUGUCCCGCAUCGCUCAAAUCACAGUUAUCAUUUGGAGCCUAUAUAUCGAAUGUCUUUGAGAAAUAGGUCCAAAGACAAAACGAUGUAGCCUUGCUAAUCAAUAACGUGGAAAACAAUUAUGUAUUUAUUGCACUAUAUCAUUUUACUUGGAAUUCAAGGAUACAUAUUUACUAUGAAAACUAUUUCACCUUUACAUCGUAGAUUUUAUAAAGAUAUUUUAUUCCAACUGAAUUGUAAAUAUUAUAUUUAUAUCUAAAUCUAAGCUAACAAUAAAUCUCUAAAUCUUUUUUGCUUGAUCACUACUCUAGGGAUUUCCUAAACUGAAUCCAAAUAUGCUAGAGAAUUUUUUAAGCGACGCUUAAAAAAACAUCGCCUAACCUAAUAUUAUAUACUAUGAUCGGCCCGCCCUACGGGCGGGAUAUAUUUUACUUAUGAUCUAGAUUAUUAUUAUUUUUGUAUGAUUUGUGGUUUGUCUUAUAGGUUUGCAUUUGCAAACAUGUGUAUAAUAAUGAUUUUUGUCUUUUUGAAAAUUUUAGCUGAGAAGGGAUUAUACGUGAUAAAAUAUAUUUUGCUUGCUUACAAUAGUUAUUUCUGUCGUCCAAAAACAUUAAUUUUACAAUAGUAUAUAUUAGUUAAAUUUUAUCUGCUUUUAUGUUCAACAAAUUUUAUCUACUUAAUUAAAUUAUUUGUAAUGCCUGUUGAAUUUGAUGAUAGUGUAUAAAUGUCUUUUAUCUGUAAUUCAAUGAAAAUAUCAGAAAACUGAAAUUAAAAAAAAAUGAAAGAUGAAUUCAUUUUUUAAAAGAUGACUUUUUUUAUGUUUAUAUGAAAGUUAUAUAUAUAAUAGUUAUUUUAUUAUUAUUUUAUCGAAUUAAGUUAUAUUUUACAUAUGUCCAGUUCAAGACCAGUAAAAUUUAUGAUUAGGUAUUUAUUCAUCUACGAGUAAUAAUUUAUAGAUUUUCUCCUAUAUGUAUUAUUAUGUUAUUACUAUUUUGUGUUGAUAUAAUGAAUCUCCAUGUUAUCGGUUAAAUAGUUAUAUUGCCUGGCAUUGUAGACUAAAGGAAGAACUUCAUUGUACAGUUUGUUAAGAAAAUAUAUUUCAAACUGAAGGAACAUAUAAUGGAGUUUAAAUUUUGAAGUUUUGUACGAUUCAUAUUUGAAGUUCUUUACUUUAAAGUCCUUGAAAUUAUCUGUUUUUCAAAUAACAUAGUUAACUUUUAUUGUUAUCACUUUAGUCUUUAUAAUUUUAUUCUUAUACAAUUAAGAACAUCUUGCGGUUAACUAUAGUAUGUGGACUGCAUCAUUAUUGAAGGAAAAAAUAGAGCUUUGAAACAAACAAUGGAGCUCCACUAUAUUUUGCGAGUUAUAAUAAUAUUUCUUGAAAAAAAAGUUCACUUAGUGUACUGGAAGACAAUCAUUUAAUUCCAAAUUCAAUAAUAAUUCUAAAUAAUCAAAACCCAAAUAACCCAUAGUUGGAGUGCUCAGUGUUUGCUAGUUUUCUUUGAACUUGGGGCCUUUUUCAUCAUCAAUAGGAGUCUCGGUGGAGGUUAUGACUGAAUCAGUAUGCGUAGGCUAUGGGUCUGUGCUGGCUGGACGUCCUUCAAUAACUGGAACAGCAUCAGAUGCCCGUUUGUGUGAACUGAACACUGCGUUUCACCACUGUAUUUGGGACCACAGAAAGUUUUACAGCAGCCACAUCAUUAGAAACUCCACAGUUAAUAUUCAAAUGUGAAGCUUAGUAAAUGAGCUAAAGCAGAAAGCUAAGUAAUAACAAAUCUCUUAUUUAGUUAUUUUCAAAUAAAAGACGUUUUGAUAAGGUAAUUGUGCGCAGCAUGAAAAGGAGAGACAACGCAAACAACACAUGUAUCUGGUCAUGCUAUUACAGUGAUCCUUAUGCAGUGAACGUACCUAGGGAUGAGUUGAGAACGUAGCUAUUAAUUUCAGAUAAUGUGACGGAUUCAAUUUUCUUAACAUCACCAUACUUGGAAGAUGUGGCAGAGGAACCACUCUUUGCUCUACGGAGCCUGCAGUUGGUGUCUUUAAUGUGGGAAGUGUGUCACCGAUAUGACAUUAAGGAAUACAUGACCUGCACAGACAGAUUAAGAGAGCAUGAAAACUGAUGUGUUCCUGUUCUUGUAAAUGACAUUCUCUCUCACUUCAUUCAUUCUCUGUCUAAAAUGGAAAGAGCCAUGGUCCCGACAUGCAAAGCAUACCUAGUUUACCAGCCAUUGUGAACAUUUUUGAGCAGGAAAACCUUAGCAUCUCAGUCAGCUAAAGCCAAAUCUGCCCAAAACCAGAGCAAUAUGAAACAGCAAUGGGUUUCAGACUUGAUAAGAGUGAUCAAGAGUCUUUUUACCUUCAUUGUUGUUGCCCACCAUGAGAUAUGCUUAUGAAGCUCUGAACUCAAGCUUUCCAUCUCAAAUUAUCAAUCUACAGAGGAAGCUCCACCCAUACGUAAUUAAAUAGGGCAAAUCUCCAAAAUAGCAACUUUCUAAGUUUAUAUCACAAAAAUAGCAAUCAAAAACAAAAAUAACCAAAAUAGC
This is a messenger RNA of Brassica napus (rape), 4769 nucleotides long. Its product is annotated as protein DETOXIFICATION 8. Gene Ontology annotation, biological process: xenobiotic detoxification by transmembrane export across the plasma membrane. Bases 237 to 1751 code for a protein of 504 amino acids. Gene Ontology annotation, molecular function: xenobiotic transmembrane transporter activity; antiporter activity. Gene Ontology annotation, cellular component: membrane. The record is from RefSeq and is a predicted model, not a curated record. The transcript has 7 exons. NCBI's taxonomy places the organism in Eukaryota, Viridiplantae, Streptophyta, Magnoliopsida, Brassicales, Brassicaceae.